Molecule: messenger RNA, 1199 nt
Organism: Patella vulgata (common limpet)
Lineage: Eukaryota; Metazoa; Mollusca; Gastropoda; Patellidae
Product: mitochondrial amidoxime reducing component 2
Exons: 7
Coding region: 203-1180 (325 amino acids)
Biological process (GO): nitrate metabolic process
Cellular component (GO): mitochondrial inner membrane
Molecular function (GO): molybdopterin cofactor binding; nitrate reductase activity; molybdenum ion binding
Source: RefSeq, a predicted model, not a curated record
GCCUAUUUUCUUAAAACUGAUUUAUUUAUCAGUAAUAACCCCCAUCUAUCUAGUUACAGACUGUAUGAUUAGAUAUAUGAGGUCGGGACUAAAUUGAGGCAAUCGACCAAGAUCAUUAAGACAGUCGGUCUAAACCAUAUUAUUCCAUAUCGAUCACAGAACUCCAGCAGAUUGAGAACCCAUUCGGCACAAUUUAGUUAAAAUGCUCGAUCAGUCGAAUCCAGCUCAUAUCUUUACGUCACUAGCAUCGCUUGCACUGACUAAAUAUCUAUUUGGGGUUUUCGCUCGAUGGAAAAGGAGUAAAAGUUUUGAAUAUGUCGGACAGGUCUCUGCCGUAUAUUGCUAUCCUGUUAAAUCAUGCGGUGGAUUUCAACUAGAAGCUGGCGAAUGUUCCAGACUUGGUGUCAAAGUUCAAGAGGUCACAGAUAGGCACUGGAUGGUGAUAAAAUCAAAUGGCGAUUUUCUUACACAACGACAAGAACCCAAGAUGGCGGUGAUCCAAGUAAACUAUAAUGGUAACAAUUUACAGAUCAAGGCUGAUGGAAUGCCUGUAUUAAAUGUACCAAUAAAUCUACCAUUGAAUAAGUCUAAAAUUCUACCUUGUCGUGUAUGGGGCGAUAAAACAUUUGGUCUAGAUUGUGGACAAGAAGCUGGUACCUGGUUGAGUAAAUUCUUGGGAAUUGAUGGACUACGACUUGUAUUUUCGGCUCCGGAGUUAGAAAAACGAGAUUCAUCGCUAGUGGAGAAACCGUGGGGAAAGCCGGCACUACCAGGUGAUCAGGCAGCGUUUAGUGAUUUCUGUGCCUAUCUAGUCUUUAACACAGCGUCGCUACAGCAACUGAACUCUAAACUCUCGUCGCCGGUCAAAAUAACAAACUUCAGACCCAAUAUAGUUAUAGACAACAACACACCAUUUGACGAGGAUAAUUGGCAGGUAAUAAAAAUUGGUGAAACUGUAGAGAUGAGAUUAUUGGACCCUUGCACCAGAUGUAAAAUGACUACUGUCAACUCUUCUACUGGAGAACUCAGUCAAUCUGGAGAGCCUUUAAAAACUUUAAAAACAUUUCGUUGUUUUGAUAAGUAUGGUACCAGUCCUAUAUUUGGUGUAAAUGCCACGAUUGAUGCUGCAGGACCCAUCCAUGUUGGCGAUCCAGUUUAUGCUUUAAGGAAACUUGUUUAAAUAAAGUGUUUACGUUUCA